Molecule: messenger RNA, 1529 nt
Organism: Nylanderia fulva
Lineage: Eukaryota; Metazoa; Arthropoda; Insecta; Hymenoptera; Formicidae
Gene: Crzr
Product: corazonin receptor
Biological process (GO): neuropeptide signaling pathway
Cellular component (GO): plasma membrane
Molecular function (GO): corazonin receptor activity
Source: RefSeq, a predicted model, not a curated record
AUCGUAUUGAUUUUUCGAUCAGUCGAGUAUCACGCAGUGUGAAUGAGACCUCGUUGCAUUUGCAAGAAUAAUGAAGGCACUACGCGUUCGACCGUCGACAUCCAACCACCAAUGAAGCCUCCAACACCGUCCAAGGAAACGAGAUGCGGCUGAUGCCGGGAAUGAUGAAACUGCCUACGAUCGUCAUCAACAGCAGCGGUAGCAGUAGCAGCAACAGCACCAGCAACAGCAGUUCGUCGGCGAACGUUGCCGACCUCUCCGCCGUUUUCGUUGUCCCCGAGCCCUGUGACAACCUCACCGACUUCGUCGGCCGCGACAACCUCGUCGGACAAUCAGCUGACUACCUGUCAUCCGAAAAUGUCACGUGUCUGAAGCACGCGCCUAAACUGACCAGAGAAGUGUACCGUCAGGUCAUCGUGUUGGCUGUCAUAUCUGUCCUAAGUCUGGUCUGCAAUGCCGCGACGAUAUACUCGAUCACGAAGAAUCGUCGGAGACAGCGGGGCUGCUCGGCCAUCUACACCCUCAUUCUUCAUCUGUCAGUGGCUGAUCUGUUCGUCACCGUCUUCUGCCUGGCUGGCGACGCAAUCUGGAGUUACAAUGUCGCGUGGUUGUGGGGCAACGUCGCGUGCAAAAUUUUCAAGUUCCUACAAAUGUUCAGCCUGUACUUGAGCACCUUCGUCCUCGUUCUGAUCGGUGUCGAUCGAUUCGUCGCGGUGCGAUAUCCGAUGAAGGGUCUCAAUACGUCUCAGAAGUGCUCGCGAUUUGUGCUACUCGCUUGGGCGUUGGCUUUUAUCCUGGCCACUCCGCAGGUCGCGAUAUUUCAUGUUGCACAAGGGCCAUUUAUCGAGGAAUUUCCACAAUGCGUGACCCAUGGCUUUUACACCGAGGCUUGGCAGGAACAGCUGUAUGCCACUUUCAGCCUGUUCUUCAUGUUCCUCCUGCCAUUGGCGAUUUUAAUUACCACAUAUGUAUCUACAGUGAUUACUAUCUCCCGAAGUCAGAAAAUGUUCAAAGCAGAGCCUGUGAAGGGGACGUAUAUCAGAAACAGCGAUUUAAAUAGGAAAAGAUUGAUGCACCGGGCGAAAACAAAGUCAUUACGUAUUAGUGUCGUCAUUGUAGCGGCAUUUUUAAUCUGGUGGACGCCGUACUACACGAUGAUGAUAAUCGUCCUGUUUCUCAAUCCCGACGAGCACCUCAGCGAGGAGUUACAGAGCGCAAUAUUUUUCUUCGGCAUGAGCAACAGCUUGGUAAAUCCUCUGAUAUAUGGUGCAUUUCAUCUUUGGCCGCAGAAACAACGGCAGGGCUCUUAUCAAAGAUCUGACUUUACGUUGCAUCAGCGAAGUACGAGAAAGUCCAUGCGAAACAAUCGACCGCUUCUUUCUCAUCAAAAUAAUAAUGGUUGUAAAAUGCAGCAACAUCAAAAGUAAUAUUUUAUCAGAUAGGAUUAGCAUCUUAUAUAAAAACAAUACUUUGGUGUAAAAUUAUGUCAAGAGAGAUGAUAACGUAUAUUGUAAAAUAUACGUAUAAAA